Molecule: messenger RNA, 961 nt
Organism: Sitodiplosis mosellana (orange wheat blossom midge)
Lineage: Eukaryota; Metazoa; Arthropoda; Insecta; Diptera; Cecidomyiidae
Gene: Prosbeta1
Product: proteasome subunit beta type-6
Exons: 4
Coding region: 163-843 (226 amino acids)
Cellular component (GO): proteasome core complex
Molecular function (GO): threonine-type endopeptidase activity
Source: RefSeq, a predicted model, not a curated record
AUAGACUGUCAAAUCCAUAUUGUGCUUGUCAUUUUCGUUUACUUGCAAUUUUUUGGUAUCGUGCAUCAUUUAUACUUCUUCGCAAGGCGAUCGAAACGAAUUUAGUUGAUCCCAAUAAAUUUCCUUCUCGUAUACAGAAAAUCAAAGUAAAAGCAAUUCAUCAUGGAAUUUAUGUCAAAUGAUUGGUUGACCGCCAAAGAAAGUACCGGCACAACGAUUAUGGCCGUGGAAUUUGAUGGUGGUGUUGUUAUUGGAGCCGAUUCACGUACAUCGUCUGGUACAUACGUUUCGAACCGUGUCACCGACAAGUUGACUCGCAUCUCGGACAAAAUCUACUGUUGCCGCAGUGGUUCAGCCGCUGAUACACAAGCAAUCGCUGAUAUUGUUUCCUAUUCACUUAAUUUCCAUGAAAAUCAAACGGGCGAAGAGCCAUUGGUAGCCGAAGCAGCCGCUGAAAUCCAAAACUAUUGCUUUAAUUAUCGUGAUCAAUUGUUAGCCGGUAUUAUUGUUGCUGGUUGGGAUAAACAGAAAGGUGGCCAAGUGUACCAGGUGCCAUUGGGUGGUAUGUGCAUUCGACGCGGCUAUGCCAUUGGCGGAUCGGGCAGUUCAUACGUACAUGGUUUCAUUCGGGAAUUUUACCGCGAAGGCAUGAGCCGUAAUGAAACCGUUGAAUUUGUCAAGAAAGCUAUUUGGCAUGCCAUGUACUUUGACGGUAGCUCUGGUGGUGUGUGUCGUGUUGGUGUGAUUACCAAAGAUGGCAUUGAUCGUGAUGUAUUCUUCGCACCAAUUGAUCCAUUGCCCACACAAUCAGCGGUGCCAGCCACAUCAGCCGUACGCUCAUAAGCAUCGACACAAUUUACAUUUCUUUUUAUUCGGAAAAUAUUCAGUUUUCUUACGAUUUAACAGAACUUUAUCAAUAAAAUUGGUCAAAAAAAAAGACUUUCCACAACAUGAAAAUGAA